Molecule: messenger RNA, 222 nt
Organism: Strongylus vulgaris
Lineage: Eukaryota; Metazoa; Nematoda; Chromadorea; Rhabditida; Strongylidae
Source: the annotation of a GenBank genome assembly
AUGCGAAGCCUUUACGUCCUACUUUUGGUAGCUGUCUGUAUUGCUACCGUUGCUGCUCAAUGGGGAAAUGGUCCCUAUUACGGAGGAGGAAUGCGCGGACCUUACGGCGGUAGAGGAAUGUACGGUAGGCAAGCCUAUGGAAUGCGUAGCCCGUAUGGUGGCGGCAUGAACCCUAUGCAAGGCGCUAUGAUGGGAGCUAUGAUGGGUAUGAUGAGGGGUUAA